AUGGAUACACAAGAAGAGAUAACACGAUAUGCUAAUAUCUCACAAAUGGAUGAUGAUUUUCUGGCACCAUUUUUAAGUGGGUCUCAAAAUACUUCAAUGCAUGGCCAAGAGUCUUGUCCGGAAGUUGAAAUUGUCACCCCUAAUCCAACAAAACGUGGUGGCAACUUCAGUGUAGAUGAGGACAACCUCCUCGUCUCUGCAUGGCUUAACACUAGCGUGGAUGCCGUGCAAGGUACUAACCAAAGGGUUGAAAAAUUUUGGGAGAAAAUUUGGCAAUACUUUUGCGAGAACAAUACUUAUGGGACCACACAUUCUGCUUCCUCCCUCCAAUGUCGAUGGGGAAAUAUUAAUAGGAAGACAAGUAGGUUUGCUGGGUUCAUGGCUAAAAUUGAAGCCCAAAAUCCAAGUGGUGAGACUUAUGAGGACAAGUUGAAAGAUGAAAAUGAUCUAUAUAAAGUUUCACCAGCUCCAACAACCGGCAAAAAAUCAGCUUUUGCAUUUGAACAUUGUUGGGUUGUGUUGAAGAACCAACCAAAGUGGAGUAUGCCUAAGGAAAGAUCAAAAGGGCUCUCUCAAACUCCAAGUUCAAUUGAUCAAGUUUGUAGUAAUGAUGAUGACACAAUGGAGGUAGAGAGACCAAUUGGCAGAAAAGCCGAAAAGGCUAAGCGAAAGGGAACAAAUGGUGAUAAGGGUUUUGAGGAUUAUUUGGCGAAAAAAAUGCAAUAUAUGCAAGAAUCACAUGAACAAGACAAUGAGGCUCUUCGCAUCAAAGCGGAUAGGGUUCGAGUGGAUGCGCAAAGAGCUGAUAUUGAAAAGGAAAGGCUUCGUCUUGAAACUAGUAGAGAGACGCAUAGAGUUGAUAUUGAAAAUGAAAAGCUUUGUCUUGAAACUAUUAGGGAGGAGGGAAGAAUAAUGACCUUGGAUACAAGUGGCAUGAAUGACAAAGAAAGACUUUAUUUUGAAAAUCUCAAGGAUCAAAUCCUUGCAAGACAACAAUUAGAGUAA
Messenger RNA from Quercus lobata, 1005 nucleotides. RefSeq names its product glutathione S-transferase T3-like. The coding region runs from base 1 to 1005 and encodes 334 amino acids. The record is from RefSeq and is a predicted model, not a curated record. Lineage: Eukaryota; Viridiplantae; Streptophyta; Magnoliopsida; Fagales; Fagaceae. The transcript is spliced from 2 exons.